Molecule: messenger RNA, 1162 nt
Organism: Fundulus heteroclitus (mummichog)
Lineage: Eukaryota; Metazoa; Chordata; Actinopteri; Cyprinodontiformes; Fundulidae
Product: fatty acid-binding protein, brain
Exons: 4
Coding region: 80-478 (132 amino acids)
Biological process (GO): fatty acid transport
Cellular component (GO): nucleus; cytosol
Molecular function (GO): fatty acid binding
Source: RefSeq, a predicted model, not a curated record
CGGGAUGCGGAGUUUUGCUUAGAAGAGAGAAGAAGGUGAGACAGGUUCAGGCUGACUGCGGCUGAUUACAUCUGCAAACAUGGUCGAUGCUUUCUGCGCAACGUGGAAACUGGUGGACAGUCAGAACUUUGAUGACUAUAUGAAGGCAAUAGGGGUUGGCUUUGCCACAAGACAAGUGGGCAAUGUUACCAAACCAACAAUAGUGAUCAGCCAGGAUGGGGACAAAGUGGUGGUGAAAACCCAGAGCACGUUUAAGAACACUGAGCUCUCCGCCAAACUGGGAGAGGAGUUUGAUGAGACCACACCUGAUGACCGGCAUGUAAAGUCUACCUUCACCAUGGAGGGAGACAAAUUUGUGCACGUGCAGAAGUGGGAUGGAAAAGAGACCAAAUUUGUACGAGAAAUCAAGGAUGGAAAGAUGGUGAUGACUUUGACCUUUGAGGGAGUCACGGCGGUCCGAACAUAUGAGAAGGCCUAAGCUUCAAGGAAAGAGUACAUCAUUCAUCCCAGCACUGUAAACCAUCAAAAAAAAAACAAGAUUUAUUUUUUUGUAUUUCAAACAAUGAUUUGCACUUGACAUCUUUUUCUUACAUACAUGUUAUGGAGACUCUGUAGUCAUCGGCUGGUGUGAAACUUUCAGUAAGAUAACCAUGAGUAAAAGCACCCCAAUGUUAUUGCAUUGAUGCAAAGCUAAAAAAAAAAAAAAUAAGGCGCCACAUUUUGUACUUUUAAAACAAGCUUUACCUUAUCAAGAGUGACAGGUGGUGCUUCUUUGGUAUCAACGGCAUGACCUUCACAACAGUUUGAUUUUCCUGCAAGUGAGGAAAGCGUGUUGAAAAGACUGGUAGUGUGAAGGAACAGGUGGGGGAGGGGGGAUGCUGUGCCACUCUAUGCUUGAUAUAUCGGGGUGGAAAAAAAACUAUGAUCACACUAGUACUUUUUCUGACAAGGCAUUAAAAGGAUUUUAAACAACAGCUACAAUAUGACGGAACAUUUCUGUGUUUUUGUAAUCAUAACUUUUUAAACCCUGUUGCUGGUGAAAUACCCAUGCCCAGUCUUUGUUAAAGAUCCUCUGUAAGAAAUACGGAUGAUGAUGAAGGGCCUAAACUGUUUCUGACUGAUGUGUUAAAACUGAAAACAUGAAAUAAACUGCUAAACCAAA